AUCGGACUAAACUGAAAUGUAUGUAUUGUCUUACCAAAUAAAAUCUGUACUUAUCUUAACACUUUGUAGUUAAUUUGCCAGUAACGAACCGACUUUUGUCCGUUUACCAGCCCAUUUGUCAAGUCAGGAAUUUACAGGCUUGCAUAGACGGGGUUUAAUUUUGAUUCUCAAGAUGGACAAAAGUACCCAAAUUUACGCCGCAACCGCUGCCACGCUCGGAGCAUUUGGUUUGGGAACCGUGUUAGCAUGGACGAGUCCAGGUUUGCCCAGCAUGAGGAAGGAUUCAGAUGACUUUCGUGACAUCAGCACAGGGACAGAGUCUUGGAUCGGCGCAAUCCUAUGCGCGGGCGCGUUUUUUUCCGCACCGGUUGUUGGCGUCUUAAUGGACACAAUUGGUCGAAAACCAACAAUGAUGAUUCUUUCCCUUCCCUUCCUCCUCGGCUGGCUGCUCAUGGGCUUUGCUACAAAUUUGGCUAUGAUGCUCGUCGGUCGGUUCAUUACAGGAUUUUGUGGUGGCGGGUUCUCCCUCGUGGCUCCAGUGUACAUUGCAGAAACUGCGCAACCCGAGAUACGUGGCGCUUUGGGUUCUGGCUUUCAGCUCAUGGUUGUCCUUGGAAUUUUCGUUGUAAAUGUGCUCGGGAAAUUGGCCGAUUUUCAGUGGAUUUCCUUUAUCUGCGGAGUAAUCCCUCUCGCCUUCCUAGUUGCCAUUUUGUUCGUGCAGGAAUCACCCCGAUACUUGUUGAUGAAGAAGAAGGAGGCAGAAGCGAACAAGGCUCUUAGUUGGUUUAGGAGGAAAACUUCAUCCCAAAAAGUCGAGGAGGAGCUGAGCAUCAUUCAAGCCGGUGUGACCGAAGCCCUUACGAACAAGGCUAAGCUGAGUGAUUUAAAACUGCCGUUCAAUCUUCGCCCUGCCCUGAUAAUGUUUGCCUUAAUGUUCUUCCAACAGUUGUCAGGUAUCAACGCUGUGAUUUUCUACACCUCGACUAUUUUUUCCGAUGCCGGGUCGGACAUGGAUCCCUUGGAUUCGGCCAUAAUCGUGAAUGGAAUGCAGAUCGUAGCCACGUUGGCAGCCGUCUUUCUGGUGGAUAGACUAGGGCGGAAAAUUCUGCUCACGGGUUCAGCCGCAACCAUGUGCGUCUCUCUGGUCUUGUUGGGUUUGUUCUUUCUUCUGAAGGAGAAAAAUAAGGCUGACAGCAUUGGUUGGCUCCCACUGGCGUCCCUGAUAAUCUAUAUUUCAGCAUUUAGUAUGGGAUUCGGCCCACUUCCUUGGAUGAUGUUAGGUGAAUUGCUUCCUGCCAAAUCAAAAGGCUUGGUCGCCACGAUGGCCACCAUGUUCAACUGGUUUCUUUCCUUCAUUGUCACCAAGUUUUACUCCGAUUUGCUAGCAGAAGUCGGUGCGCCCGCCUGUUACUGGGGGUUUGCCGCCGUAUGUGCUGUGGGGAUAGCAUUUGUCAUCAUUUUCGUCCCUGAGACUAAAGGCAAAACAUUGGAUGAGAUCCAGGAACAUUUCGGGGCGCCUCCUGUCCUGCCAAUCGGAGAGGAUGCGAGAAAGUAGUUUGCACUUGAGAGAGAUAUUGUAUGAUUUUAAAACGUGCCAAAAUAAACUAAGGGUCCUAUUUAAUUGAUCAUAAUUUAA
Messenger RNA from Folsomia candida, 1636 nucleotides. Its product is annotated as facilitated trehalose transporter Tret1. The coding region runs from base 173 to 1555 and encodes 460 amino acids. Lineage: Eukaryota; Metazoa; Arthropoda; Collembola; Entomobryomorpha; Isotomidae. The record is from RefSeq and is a predicted model, not a curated record. Gene Ontology annotation, cellular component: membrane. The transcript has 10 exons. Gene Ontology annotation, biological process: carbohydrate transport; transmembrane transport. Gene Ontology annotation, molecular function: sugar transmembrane transporter activity.